Molecule: messenger RNA, 1773 nt
Organism: Talaromyces amestolkiae
Lineage: Eukaryota; Fungi; Ascomycota; Eurotiomycetes; Eurotiales; Trichocomaceae
Exons: 6
Coding region: 1-1773 (590 amino acids)
Biological process (GO): amino acid catabolic process
Molecular function (GO): L-amino-acid oxidase activity; polyamine oxidase activity
Source: RefSeq, a predicted model, not a curated record
AUGCUCACUUCCAGCCCCGGCAGUACAGUCUGGAACAUCGAGCUUCGUAGACCUCCCGAACUACCCUUUGUCCCACAGAACGGCAAAAGUGAUUCUAAUAUUCGUGUUUGUAUUAUCGGAGCUGGUAUAUCAGGCUUGUAUCUUGGAAUGCUCCUUGAUGAGCUGGAUCUCAAGAAUGUCAGUUACGACAUCCUUGAGUCCAACGAACGAACUGGUGGGAGAGUCUACACGUACAAGUUUGGGCCUGGGAAGAUGGAAUAUUAUGAUGUCGGGGCCAUGAGGUUCCCACGGAUUCCACCCCUAGCUAGGACAUUCGAUCUCUUUAUGCGGUGUGGUGCCCAACUCAUUCCAUACAAUUACGGAGGGGAGCAGUGCCCCAAUUUGUUCAAUACAAUCGGUCUUGCCCCAGGCAACGAAAUGGCAACGGGUCAUGACCCAUUCAAAUUCAGUGUUUCAGAGGGGGGCCUUGUGCCAGAUAUGACAGUCAUGGAAGGACCAGAUGGUAUCCUCAAGCGAGCCUUCGAUCCUUUUAUUUCAGGGCUAGCCGAUAAUUUCACUGAGGGAUUUGACGAGUUGAUGAAAUGGGAUCAUUUAACUACAAGAGACUACUUGAACAGGAAGAUGGGAUUGGAUUUCUACUCGAUAUGGUACCUAGAGACUGUUUCAAGUGCCUCGGGUCUUUAUGAUCAGUCACUUUCCGAGGCGGUUCUGGAUGCCAUGGACUUUGAUUACCCUACAACAACCGGAGCCAAGGUGGAAUGGUAUAGUGUCAAAGGGGGAACGUCAGAAGUGGUGAAAAAUAUGGAGAAGAGAUUAUCACGCAAACCUGCGCUUGGUCAUCGCGUAGUAUCGCUCUCAUACGAGCCGGCCAGCGAUCCUGAUUAUCCAAUGCUAGUACAAGUGGACGGAGAAACGCAGCCGAGGAGCUAUUCGGCUGUUUUCAAUACAGCUAGUCUGCCAUGCUUGCGCCGAAUGAAUGUGGGUGAAGGGAUCCUCAGUCCUGGCCAAAAGGCUGCCGUGCAGAGCAUCCACUACGAUGCCUCCACCAAGAUAGCAAUUCGAUUCAAGUCGGCCUGGUGGAGGAAAUAUUGCAAUAUCCAGGGGGGGCAGGCAACCACAGACCUGCCAAUCAGAGUAUGCGUAUACCCAUCUGCAAGCUCAACUAGCUCAGCUACGGAAGGAGAAGAAGAAGACACACCCACGGUGCUUCUUUGCUCGUACACCUGGGGCCAGGAUGCCCAGCAGCUGGCUUCUCUUGUAAAUAGCAAAUCUGAGUCGGCUCGUAGAGAGUUAAAACAGCUCCUUACUCACAAUUUAACUCUCUUGCAUCAGGAAUAUCUUGAUGCGGCAUCCGGUUUGCCGUAUGGCUAUGCGAGAAUGCUUCACAUUAUUCUUGACGAGUACGAUUCUUUUCACGGGUACGAUUGGUACAGCGAUCCUGCCUGCUCGGGGGCAUUUGCCUAUUUUGGGCCCGGACAGUUCAAAAAUUUCUAUCCGGAGCUGGUGAAGCCUGCUGCCAAUGGCCAUCUAUUCUUGGUCGGUGAGGCUUGCAGUGCUCAUCAUGCCUGGAUUUCGGGGUCGCUCGAUAGUGCGUAUCGGGCCUUAUUGCAACUCCUCUACAAAUUGAAAUAUCAAGGCCGCUUGGGACCGGACGUUCUGGAAAGGCUUCAGACCGUAUGGGGCACAUUAGAUGAAAUACCACCUGAGGUUCUGGAAUGGCAAGCGUUUUUAGCAAUGGUCCGAGAGACAAGUCCUGUCACUGGCGGUGGUUGA